AUGAUGUAUCUUCGAUCCAAGAGACGCAGUGUCAGUCGUGGCAGCUCAUAUAUAUCGGAGCUGUCAGAUAUGGCUUGUCGCGGCAGCACCCACAACCUGCGCCGCAGUAGCCUGUUUGACGAGGACUACGGGCGUGGAAAAUACUUUAAACGAAGCCUGGCUAAAACUCACGGCGGCUUACAGUUAUGGUCAAGGUCUCGUCUGUGGGAUGAGACGCUACGGGACUUUCGCAGCCAGGAUCGCUACUUCUAUGGCGAAGACGAGUAUCCCCCGCUGUUGGACAAGACGGACACGUACGAUGGAUACCUCAGGUCCAAGGGGCUCACUCUGGGAUUGGAGAAAUACGAUGAGGAUGAAUCUGACUACGAUUCUGAGGACGAGGAUGAUCUACCGAUUUGUUCAUCUAUCGGCCAGCGGCGCAGAGAUCCAUAUUGCGCGCCACGCUGCACGCAGGAUCUGGAGCUCUACCGGCCAGCCAAGAAGGAAAAGGAACGCAAGUACAAUUUUAUGACGGACUUUGAUAUUUCCGAAACAGACUUGCCCCCCUCCAGCCAGCUCUACUACAAGCUCUAUGGCUCCAAGUGGAGAUGGCAGCCCGCCGACAAGGACGAGAGCUUUCGCCUGAGACGUGACUACUACGAAGACAACGACGGGCUGCCUUCAUCCUACGACUAUCCCACGUACGGAUCUUCGGAAUAUCGGCUGCGCUAUGAGGAUGGGCUGCCGAAGACGAGCGCCACGCAUGAGAAGCUAUAUGGCCACGGCAGGAACUGGUUCACGCUGCCGUCGGGCCAAUAGCUCGAGCUGGUUAGCUUGGCCCAGCUUGGCAGAUAUCUAUCCACCUAGCUAGUUAGCUAGCUAUCUGCAAGCAAUCAAGCAAGC
[Torrubiella] hemipterigena is the source of this 882-nucleotide messenger RNA. The record is from the annotation of a GenBank genome assembly. Lineage: Eukaryota; Fungi; Ascomycota; Sordariomycetes; Hypocreales; Clavicipitaceae.